AGAGCUACAUAUUAACUUUAUGAAAUAUUUAUGAAUUUGGACUUCUUUUCAAGAUUGUACAGUUUGACUCUCCUGCCAGAAGGUACAAAUGAUGCAAAAUGUACACCUGGCCCCAGAAACAGAUGAAGGUGAUCUUUAUUCUGGUUAUAAUGACUACAAUCCAACCUAUGAUACUGAGGAAUUGGAGAAUGACACAGCUUUCCAGCAAGCUGUGAGAACUAGUCAUGGCAGAAGACCUCCAAUAACUGCUAAAAUACCAAGCACAGCAGUUACUAGACCUGUAGCUACUGGAUAUGGGUCUAAAACAUCUCUUGCAUCAUCAAUGGGAAGACCAAUGACAGGGACUAUCCAGGAUGGAGUUACUAGACCUAUGACAGCAGUGAGAGCAGCUGGUUUUACAAAAGCAGCUUUGAGAGGCUCUGCAUUUGACCCUCUUGGUCAGUCAAGGGGACCUGCUCCUCCUUUAGAAGCCAAAAAUGAAGAUAAUCCUGAAGAAAAGAUUAGACAAUUAGAGAAAAAAGUAAAUGAGUUGGUAGAAGAAAGCUGUAUUGCCAACAGUUGUGGAGACUUAAAACUGGCUUUAGAAAAAGCAAAAGAUGCAGGAAGAAAAGAGAGAGUUCUAGUGAGACAACGAGAACAAACCGCAACUCCAGAAAAUAUCAAUUUGGAUUUAACUUACUCAGUACUUUUCAACUUGGCAAGUCAGUAUUCAGCUAAUGAAAUGUACGCUGAGGCACUAAAUACAUACCAAGUUAUAGUGAAAAAUAAGAUGUUUAGCAAUGCAGGAAGAUUGAAAGUGAAUAUGGGAAAUAUUUAUUUGAAGCAAAGAAAUUAUUCCAAAGCUAUUAAAUUCUAUCGAAUGGCAUUAGAUCAAAUUCCAAGUAUUCAUAAAGAAAUGAGGAUUAAAAUUAUGCAAAACAUUGGAGUUACAUUCAUUAAGACUGGUCAGUAUGCAGAUGCCAUUAAUUCACUUGAGCACAUAAUGAGUAUGGCACCAAAUCUGAAGGCAGGUUUCAACCUAAUUCUUAGUUAUUUUGCUGUUGGAGAUAGAGAAAAAAUGAAGAAGGCUUUUCAAAAGCUCAUUGCUGUUCCACUAGAAAUUGAUGAAGAUGAUAAAUAUAUUUCACCAAGUGAUGAUACACAUACAAAUUUAGUGAUUGAAGCUAUAAAAAAUGAUCUUCUACGGCAAAUGGAACGUGAAAGGAAAGCCAUGGCAGAAAAAUACAUCAUGACAGCUGCAAAACUCAUUGCCCCUGUAAUUGAAGCAUCUUUUGCUGUAGGUUAUGACUGGUGUGUUGAAGUUGUGAAAGCUUCUCCAUAUGUUGAGCUAGCAAAUGAUCUGGAAAUAAACAAAGCAAUUACAUACUUAAGACAAAAGGACUUUAACCAAGCUAUCGAGACCUUAAAAAUAUUCGAAAAAAAAGACAGUAGAGUGAAAAGUGCAGCUGCAACCAACCUUUCUUUCCUGUAUUACUUGGAAAACGAAUUUGCCCAAGCAAGCAGCUAUGCAGAUCUAGCUGUGAACUCUGACAGAUAUAAUCCCUCAGCUCUUACCAAUAAAGGAAAUACAGUUUUUGCAAGUGGUGAUUAUGAGAAGGCAGCAGAAUUCUAUAAAGAGGCUCUAAGAAAUGAUUCUUCUUGUACUGAAGCACUUUAUAAUAUUGGCCUUACAUAUAAAAAGUUAAAUAGACUUCUUGAAGCUUUGGACUGUUUCCUGAAACUUCAUGCAAUUCUAAGGAACAGCGCCCAAGUUCUUUACCAGAUUGCAAAUGUAUAUGAAUUAAUGGAAGAUCCUAAUCAAGCAAUUGAAUGGCUAAUGCAGCUGAUAAGUGUUGUCCCAACUGAUUCUAGAGCUUUGUCUAAACUAGGAGAAUUAUAUGAUAGUGAAGGAGAUAAAUCCCAAGCCUUUCAAUAUUACUAUGAGUCAUAUAGGUAUUUUCCUUCCAACAUUGAAGUCAUUGAAUGGCUGGGAGCCUAUUACAUUGACACCCAGUUUUGUGAAAAAGCCAUUCAGUACUUUGAAAGAGCUUCUCUUAUACAGCCUACACAAGUGAAAUGGCAACUGAUGGUAGCUAGUUGUUUUAGAAGAAGUGGUAACUACCAAAAAGCAUUAGAUACAUAUAAGGAAAUUCACAGAAAAUUUCCAGAGAACGUUGAAUGUCUGCGUUUCUUGGUUCGUCUGUGCACAGAUAUUGGAUUAAAAGAAGUUCAAGAAUAUGCAACAAAACUCAAGAGAUUGGAAAAAAUGAAAGAGAUAAGGGAACAGCGCAUGAAAUCUGGUAGAGAUGGCAGCGGGGGUCCCCGCAGCAAACGAGAGGGGAGUGCAAGCAGCGAUAGUGGCCAGAACUAUAGUGCCAGUAGUAAAAGUGAACGACUAAGUGCCAAACUCAGAGCUUUCCCUGGGACCAAUGAGCCUUAUGAAAGUAGCAGUAACAAAGAAAUAGAUGCCUCCUAUGUUGACCCACUUGGCCCUCAAACAGAAAGACCAAAAACUUCAGCCCAAAGAAGAUCCGACAAGGAUGAUUUUGCUGAUGAAGAAUUGGGAGAUGACUUGCUUCCAGAAUAAUAUUUGUUUUCAUAUGUUACUUAUUAGAGAAAAGAAAGUUACUCUUUAAAAAUAGUACUCAUUAAUCAUUGGUUAAAUAUCCAAACUUUGCAUAAUGUCAAAACAUUCAAUAACUAAUCUUCCCAUAU
Messenger RNA from Suncus etruscus (white-toothed pygmy shrew), 2694 nucleotides. It is a transcript of the gene IFT88, whose product is annotated as intraflagellar transport 88. Gene Ontology annotation, cellular component: non-motile cilium; centriole; ciliary basal body. Gene Ontology annotation, molecular function: kinesin binding. Bases 89 to 2566 code for a protein of 825 amino acids. Lineage: Eukaryota; Metazoa; Chordata; Mammalia; Eulipotyphla; Soricidae. The transcript has 26 exons. The record is from RefSeq and is a predicted model, not a curated record. Gene Ontology annotation, biological process: intraciliary transport; inner ear receptor cell stereocilium organization; kidney development.